GAUAAAUUUCCACAUUAUGAACAAGAGCUUCGAGCAAUUUUAGGUAAUAUUUUUAUUAGACUCUCAUUAAUCAAUUAAUUAUCCAUUUUCUCUUCUGGAUUUAGUUGAUCAAAUGGAUGAUGCUGAUGUGUUAGAAUCAAUGUUAAAUGAUUUAUUUAAACAAUGUAAAAAUGAUAUUUUACGUAAAAUUGGCUAUGAUAUUCAAUUAAAAUAUGAACUAGCUAAAGUAUAUUGUAUAUUAUUUUCAGAUGCUGCUUUAGAAUUAGAAGAAUGGUUUGCAUGUAUUUUAAAUGAAUUAGAUAUCCUUGAACACCAACCACAAUUAAAUGGUCAUAUUGAUAAUAAACUAAAUGAUUUAACAAAAGAAAUAAAUGAACAUGGACAAUUUAUUGAUAAAUUAGCACGAAAUACUUUAAAAGUUUGGGGUUAUGAUUCCGAGGUAUUUACUGUUCGUAAUUAUUAUUUCUGGAUCCCCAUUGUCGGUCCCAUGAUUGGUGGUUUGAUAGGAGCAUGGAUCUAUUUUGGUUAUGGUCAACUAAUGAAAAUACAUCUUGAAGAAGAUAAUAAACAAAUAACUGAAAAUAGACAGAGAAUUGAUGAAGCUAAUAUGUCACAAUCAUAG
Didymodactylos carnosus is the source of this 622-nucleotide messenger RNA. The record is from the annotation of a GenBank genome assembly. Lineage: Eukaryota; Metazoa; Rotifera; Eurotatoria; Philodinida; Philodinidae.